Aphidius gifuensis is the source of this 1014-nucleotide messenger RNA. RefSeq lists its product as uncharacterized. Bases 1 to 1014 code for a protein of 337 amino acids. Lineage: Eukaryota; Metazoa; Arthropoda; Insecta; Hymenoptera; Braconidae. The transcript has a single exon. The record is from RefSeq and is a predicted model, not a curated record.
AUGAUUCAUGACCCAUGUGGACCAUUGAACAUAACAUCACCAUGUAUGCAAAAUGGGAAGUGUUCAAAAGGUUUUCCCAAACUGUUUACUAUCGAAACUCAAUCAGGGCAAGAUGGGUAUCCAAAAUAUCGACGUCGAUCUCCUGAAGACGGUGGACAAACUUUCCAGCUUAGAAAGUCUAGCCGCAUAGUAACAAUCGACAAUCGGUGGAUUGUGCCAUAUAGCCCCGUAUUAUUACGUGCAUUUGACUGUCACAUCAACAUAGAACUAUGUCAUUCAGUAAAAGCUAUUCAAUAUAUUUGUAGUUAUAUUAAUAAAGGAUCUGAUCAGGCUGCAUUCUCGGUAGAAUCACGUGAUGAAAUAAAGGCAUACCAAAAUGGUAGAUAUAUUAUUUCCUCAGAAGCUGCAUGGCGAAUUUUGGCCCCUAAAAAUGACACCGUCAACGUCAUAAACGAAAAGAUUCUUUCUAUGUUUGAAGCUGAUGAAAAAACCUAUAUUUCUUUCGAUACACUUAGUGAUCAAGACGAUGCUGUAGAUAUCCCGAUCGAAUUUCUCAAUUCAUUAAAUCCGUCAGGUCUCCCACCACACAAACUUGAUUUAAAAAUUGGUGCCCCUAUUAUUCUCAUGCGUAAUUUAAAUGCUCCAAAAUUGUGCAAUGGGACAAGGUUAAGAAUAGUAUCUUUGAAGAAAAAUCUUAUCGAAGCCGAAAUCCUAACUGGAUCUGCGAGUGGUCAAAUUGUUUAUAUUCCAAGAAUACCAAUGAUAACGAAUGAAUAUCCCUUCGAAUUUAAACGUGUCCAAUUCCCUAUUAAACUUUGUUUUGCUAUGUCAAUUAAUAAGGCACAAGGACAGACAAUGAAAGUAUCAGGAAUUGACAACACCGAUCCCUGCUUUACUCAUGGACAAUUUUAUGUUGCCUGCUCCCGUGUAAGUUCAGAAAAAAACUUAUACAUAUACGCCUCUGACCAAAGAACUAAUAAUAUCGUUUAUAAAGAAAUAUUAGAUUAUCAGUAG